UUAUAACGAGAAUGAGUGACCAUUUCACUGACACCAAGGAUAAAAUAGUUGUCUGCACUUUCGAACUAAAAGUUUUGAACCAAAAUAUUCAGAUGCUGAAGUGACUAGUAAGUUCCUACGUCACAAUCACGAAGCUCGUAUAGUAAAAAAAGAUAGCGCUAGAGAUCACUGUUUGAGGACGAAUAUCUACGCGUAUACUGGACCAAUUUUAAUAAGCAAAGUAUUUUGGGAAUCAAUAAAACGGUCGCUUUUUGAAUUUACCACAAAAUAACAGUAACAUGGGGUCUGUUUACGCACUUAAAGUAAAAUCGCUUGAAAUUCGAACCUUGUAGUAUUAGUAUGCAUAAACAGUCUUGACGCGAAGUACGACGGAAAUGAAGGUCUUGGGAAUUGGUUGUAUUUUGUUCGUUGCAUUUAUGUGCGUUGUCACUGAGGCAAGAUUUCGUUUUAGAAGGAGAAAGAAUGCUCCGGCGGCAGUGCAUUGCGCGGUUUCAAGUUGGAGCGCCUGGUCAGCUUGUUCGGUUAGUUGCGCUGGCGGUGAGAGGUCAAGGUCAAGGAGGAUAAUAAGACACCCCGCACAUGGUGGAAAUGGAUGUCCAGGUCUCCACCAGAAAGGCAAGUGCAGCCAACAUAGAUGUCCCAUUAACUGUGAGUGGGGGGAAUGGGGAGCUUGGUCAAGCUGUUCGCCCUGCCCACCUGGAGGGAGAAGUCGCAGUCGCAACAUUACAACAGCAUCCAUGUUUGGUGGACAAGCUUGUAUAGGAGGAGAGUUUAAUUCAGAUUACAAUUGCCUCAGCGAGGAAGAUUGCCCGCUGUUUCAAUGUCCUGAUGAAACGUUUGCAUGCGCAGAUGAACUAACCUGUAUACGGCCCAACCUGCGUUGCAACGGAGACGACGAUUGCACAGAUAACUCGGACGAAGAAAACUGUGGAGAAAACGUCAGGUCGCCAUGCGGUGGAAAAAGCUAUAAAGAAAUACCAACUAUCGAUAUAGCUGGCGCUGGAUACGACAUAACGAUUGGUGAAGAGAUUGGGACAAUAUUGGACAACCAGCGAUACAACGGUCGUUGUUACACUGUGAGGAGUGGUGAACAUGAUAAGAAGUUUAGAGUUCCUGCCAAUAUUCAAACGUUUCGGUUCCAAGUUAGUGCAGAUACCUCAUUCGUGAUUACGUCAUACGACAGCUCAAAAGAAUUCUUGGAUUCUCAGCAGGGUGACGUUACGCGUAAACUUGAACCCAAGUCUUCAUUCACUUACGGAGAUAUAUACAGUGUUAGUGGUGGAGCAACAAAUACAAAAAAUCAGAAAACGCUUCGUGUUGUUCGACAGGGGGCAUCGAGCGAUGCAAAGUAUUUUAAAAUCCACAGCAAUAUUGUGUUGUCGCAGUUCAGAACUCUUCGACGAAACUUCCUUCUUUCGUAUCAAUUCCGCCAACGAUUACUCGAGCUACCAGACGGAUACGAUCAUAUCAAGUAUGCUGAAGUACUGGCAGAUUUUGGGACCCAUUUCUAUUCUUCUGGAACGUUGGGAGCAAGAUAUGAAUUUAUUUAUCGAUAUUCUAAAAAAGAGUUGGAAGAAUCAGGUUUAACACACGAAGAACAAAAGAAUUGUCUAAAAACUGAGGCGACUUUCCGUCUAUUGAAGUUUACGUUUGGCGGUGACACCAAUAAGUGCUCAACAAAUGUAAUGUCGCGAAGAUACAACGGUAGCUUCACUCUGGCGGCAAAAGAAGUUAUUUCAAACGUAGUAGGCGGGUAUUCAGAUAAAGCAGCUUCACUUGCUUUCUUUGCGAAUAAUGUUCCAAACAGUAACGAUUAUGACGCAUGGGUGGAAACAAUCAAACACAAUCCUGCUGUCAUAGAUUUUUCUUUAAGCCCUAUUUCAUCCGUUGUUUCGGACCAAGUGAAACGGCAGAACUUGGAACGUGCCUUGUUUGACUAUUUGUCCAAGUACACGCCAUCCAAAUGUAAAGGAGUAUGCGCAAAUGGUGGUCGAGCUGUGGUAGUGGACGGUGGGAUGACUUGCAAGUGUUUGUGUUCUGCUGGCCAUGGUGGUAGUUCAUGCGAGAGAUGAAAGAAUUGUCAUCUUACUUUUUGACAAUGAAUACACAAUGGCUCAAAAACUUAUGAUUUGUUAAAGUGUAAUCCAUUUAAAUAUUCCUAAAUGAUAUUGCGGUUUCUGGUAGCCAACUUCAAGAGACCAACCUACUACAGGUGGCAACAAACGACACCCUAUAAUAAGGUUGUAUAUACGCCACUAUUACUCUAUAACCUCUUACCGAUAUAAAUUACUCGAAUACCGGCUGUAGGCCUACUGUGAUAUGUACGCACUGAUUCUUUCAUUUGAUAUACCAAAGCCAUUGCUUUUUGCGUUUUCAUAUUUCUGCUUCUAUAGCUUUGUACAAUAUAUUGCAACUCUGACUACAAUAACCGAUACAUUACACAAUGUUGAACCAUAUGAUUAUAUAGGACAGCAAUUAAAACAAACUACAGAUUUA
Molecule: messenger RNA, 2496 nt
Organism: Ciona intestinalis (vase tunicate)
Lineage: Eukaryota; Metazoa; Chordata; Ascidiacea; Phlebobranchia; Cionidae
Source: RefSeq, a predicted model, not a curated record